CUUUGAUGUAUGUUUCCAGAAUGCAAUAGUUGGUUUCACAAUUUGUUCCACAAUCUUAUUAAACUAGUGUUUUCUGCAUAUCAACCCUAACAGUUGCAGUAAGUAUGCAUGACUAUGGAUUCAUUUAAUUAAUGUUCUCUUAGUUUUCUGUCUUUUAAGUAUUAACAAACUCAGUAUUUCCAAUUUCUCAAUCUAUUUAAGUCCCAUAUCAUUGGUUCCACUCUAGUAAUUCUGCUUUUGCAACAUCUUCAAGGCCUUGACAUUCUUCCUAGCACAUAGUCAUAGUACUCACUAUUAAUGACCCCAGCUGGGGCCUUACCAUUAUUUUAUAAAGGUUAACCUGGUUGCUGUUCUAUGUUCCCACAGAGUAUUUUUUUCAAAAACAGCUUUCAUAAAGCCUUCAAAUAAUCAUGCAUGUACAUUCCCACAGUUCCUAUAUGCCUCUUAAAAUUAUUCAUUUUUUCUUCUCAUUUGUACACUCUAUGUUCCUUGACAGUCUCUCUCUGCUUUUAUUUUCUACAAGUUAUUAACUUAACAUUUCGUGACACCUAAACAGAAGUGAAGGCAAGACUAUUGAAAUGCACUCUCUUGUUAACAAAAGAAUAUAAAAAAGAACUAGGUGCAGAGGGAAAAAGAAAUAUUUUUAAAAUAGCUGACCAAAGAACUGAAAAAAUCCUAGUAUAUUGCAUUUACUAUUCAGGCUCAGAAUGCACAAUUUGAGUUUUAAAAGAUUCAUUUAGAACAUUUAUUAAAAAGUGGUUAAAACUAAUUCCACAACUUUUUAAUUCAUGGAUUCUGCAAUGAAAACAACAGGGAAUAUUCAGCAGGGUCAGGCAGCAUCCAUAGACAGAGAAACCGAUUCAGCAUCUCAGGCUGAUACUUCAUCAUAUUACAUCUCAGAAAUAGUAGAGGGGAGAUAGGCACAAUUUGUAGUGUUGUAUGUUGCAAGUCGGUGGAGAAAACUUGUUAAUUGCAGCUGAUCUAUCUGGAGGAGAUGUAAAUAGACGGAGAUAAUGAGAAGUUCGAAAACCCAUAAUGCUUUUAGUGAAAGAAACAAACUACAGUUCCAAAAAUUUGAAUAUUCAGCACAUUAUGCACCAUGCAAGGAGAGAGAAAAAGAAAGUUAAUGUUAAAUGUUAAGAGAAUUGCAUCAGAAUUAAACAGUUGAGUGUUGCAACACACCCUUGCUUUUAGUCUUCAAUGGAAAAGUGUAAGGGAUCAAAGACUAAAAGGUUAGAGUUAGAGGAGGAUGAAAAAUAAAAGUGACAGAAUCAGAGGCAGGAUCAGGGUAUGCAGGCAGAAUGAACAGAAAGAUUCUGCAUCACUAAAUAUAUUUGGUUUCCCCAAGUCAAAAACGACCUUAUUGUGAGCACCAAAUACACAGUAUUUUAAAUUGGAAGUAGUACAGCACAUCACUGUUUCAACAUGAAAGGGAUGUGUGGGCCUAGGAUGAUGUAAACUGAUAGGUAAAAGGGCAUGUUCUGCAUUUCCUGUGGUUAGAUUGAGAAACAUCAUGAGAAGGGGAACAGGCAUUGGUGGUGGUGGAAGAGUAAACCAGGGAGCUACAUAGGACCAGUAUCUGCAAUGUUGAAGAGACAGGGGAAAAGAUGACUGAUGUUAUAAUAACAUUGAAGAGAAUGAAAAUAACCUAAGGAGAUUGACUGAGAUAGAAGCUGGCGAGCUAGAAGGUGAUGAUAAGAAUAAACCUGUCAUUGCUUUGGGAAAGUAAAGGAGUGACAACAAAAAGGGAAAAAAAAGAACUCAUGCCAUUUUUGAAUGUAUUAUACUUGAACUAUUAUGCUAUAACGAAGGAUGCCAUGAGAUGGAAAGGGUGUAAAAAAGAUUCACAAGAAUGUUAUUGGGCCUAGAGGGGUUGAGUUAAAAGGAAGCUGAAUAGGCUGGGAUUUCUUUCUCUGGAACAUUGAAGGCUGAGGUAUUUUAUUUUAUUUAGAGUUACAGCCCUUCGAGCCGCACCACUUAGCAAGUCUCGACAACCCCUGAUUUAAUCCUAACCUAAUCAUGGAACAUUUACAAUGACCAAGUAGCCUACUAACCGGUACAACUUUGGACUGUAGGAGGAAACUGGAACACCCAGAGAAAACCCACACAUUCCACAGAGAGGACAUAGAAACUCUUUACAAACGACGGCAGAAUUGAACUCUAAACUCUGACACCCUAGGCUGUAAUAGUGUCACUGUAACCACAACACUAUUGUAGCACCCUCAGAGGUAUAUAAAAUCAUGAUGAGUAUAGAUGAGGUGGAUGGUUACAGUCUUUCUCUCAGGGUAGGGGAGCCUAAAACUAGAAAAUAAAGAUCUAAGGUGAGAGGGGAACGAUUUCAAAGAGGCCUGCGGGGCAACAUGUUACACAACAGGUAAUGGGUAUUUGGAGCAAACUGCAGAGGAAGCUGUAGAGAUGAUUAUGAUUACCAUGUUUAAAAGGCAUACAGACAAAUACAUGAAUAGAAAAGAGAAAUAUGGGCCAAAUGCAGGCUAGUGAGACAAGCUUGGAUAGACAUCUUAGUUGGCUUGGAUGAGUUGAGCUGAAUGGCCUGUUUGUGUGCUGUAUAACUUAAUGACUCUAUGACAACCAAGGCUGUAUCAAUACUAGGAAACAAAAAUAAGGUGGGGGGGAAAAAAGAUGUCAGCACUAAAGUGUCAUCAUUAGAACAUCUAUGACGGACCCAGAAAACUGUGAUAAUGUAAUGCAGUGCAUAUAGGAAGCAGGGUGAGAGGAAAUGCAGUCAAGUUAUGGAAGUAUUGCAAUGGAUGUUGGUUGCUAAUCCAAGAUAGAGGCAAAUGAUUCUUAAAAGGGAAGGGAAGAGUCAGACAUGAGAAUGAGAGUAUGGUGGAAAGUAUUAGCAGAGGUGAUGAAAUUUUCACAUUUUGUAUGUGAGCAGGAAGAAGCAGCUAGACAGUUCAGAGGUAGUUAUUCACCAUAAGGAACAAACAUUUCAUUCCCACCAUGAAGCUAUAGCUACUGCAUCAUAUACUGUGUCUGCUGUACUACAUAAAAUACCUGCAACAAAAGCACCAAUAGAUCUUGAAGCUAAUGCAUGUAAUUGGGAAUUAGAAUGCUCACCUGUAUAUUCAAAUCCACCUAUGGUUUGCUCCUCCUUAUUGCUUUGACCUCCUGCCCUGAAAUUCUCCAAUUCUACAUAUACUAGAUACUACUUAUGCUACUAUAAUUUCACAUAGGUCUUAAGCCUUCAGUCCAUAAAUCUCUUCCUUCUUCUAUUUUCAGUGUUGGCCAUGGUUCAUCUGUUUGGAACAUCACCACUACUAGAAGCUACUACAGAGGUCUGAGCACAACAUCUAGGCUGACAUUUACAAUGCACUGAUAGGAAUAUAGGCUACAUUAAACUAAGGCUUCAUUUUCCUGGUCAAGUGGACAAAACAUCUGACAACAUAAUUUAAAAACUAACAAGAGAUUUAUUCCUUGUGUUAUGGCCAACAUUUCCCCCUCUUUAGGAGCAAAUCAAUUGCCCUUCUUCCUAUUUAAGAGCAGUUAAUAUGCUUCAAAACAUUAUUGACUAAAAGAAACUUCGGUAAUUCUAUGGUACACAAAUGAUGUUAUAAUAUGCAUUCCCUUUCUUCAGAAAAACAAACAGCUGAGCUUUCUUAACAAAGAUCCUUUGGUUUCAAUGGUUUAGCAUCAAUGUCACUAUAACUGAUCACUGAAGCUUUCCAUUACAUUUCCCACUUGUGAUGAUAUCACUCUGGGACAAUUAAUAUGACUGAAUAAAAAUAUCAAAUAAAUAAUUAUUAUAUAUGUUCUGGAAGUUUUUAUUAAAUGAAUGCAAAUUUAUUAUUGUGCAAUAUUGAACAAAUUGGGUACCAAUCAGAAUAAGCAAGAAGAGGGCCAUCUUUCUGGGCUGAAAGAAAGUGUUCAACGAAGCAGUUACCCAAUUUGUUGCUGAUUUCUUUAAUUUGGCAUUAACCAAAUGUAAUGAGUGCACUUUCAGAAGUGAGGCACUAUUUCACCUGGAAGAAUUAUUUAGGGGUUUCUGAAUGAUAGGAAGGGAAAAAGUUAAAUCACAAGCAUUGCAAUUUUUGCAGUUGUGAGGGAAGUUACCAUGUAAAAGAAAGUAGGGGUUGGCGGAGAUGAAAGUGUAAAUCAGGGAACUGUGGAAUGUACAGUUUACUUAAUACUGAAAGGGAAGGAAAAAUACAGGUUAAAAAUAGUAGAGGGACUUACUGCUGGCUGUGGAUGGAAUAACAGCAUUUUAUAGCUGCUCCUAGUUUACUUUUUUUGCUUUCCAACCUGAUUUGAUACUAUGACUACAAGAACUGCUAAAGGUAAAAAAGAUUCUUCUACAUUUUUGGAUACUAUUAUCAAAUUGCUGCAAAAGCACAGAAAAGAAGCGUCCGAGGAAUUUCUGCGAUUCAGAAAAGAAUCCUCCAAGGAAUUUCAGGGAUUUAGAAAGGAAUCCUCCAAAGAGUUUCAACAACUUGGCUCUGAAAUUAAACAAUUAAGUACAAAACUGAAUUCUAUUCAAGAAACCUUAACUGAGCACGAUAAACGAAUCAAAGAGAAUGAAGAAGUCCUGUCGAUUCUGGAUGAGAAAAUGGACGACUUGCAAGAGCGUUAUGAAAAACAAUCCAAGGAUAAUGAUGAACUAAGACAGAAGAUUACUGAUGUAGAAAACAGAAGUAGAAGGAAUAAAGUACGAAUUCUUGGUCUCGAAGAGUUAACUAAAGGUGAUCAUCCUACGGAAUUUUUUGCAAACUUUUUGGUUCGGUUAUUUCCUCAUAUUUUAAAAUCGGCACCAAUGAUCAACCAAGCGCACAGAGUACCUGGGAACAGGACAUUUGCAAGCAAACCUCGUUCAGUAAUAAUCUGUUUUCAUGAGUUUCAAACAAAGGACCGUAUAAUUCGUGAAUCUUGUCGGAAAGGUAUGAUUGAUUAUAAUGGUAAGAAGAUUAGAAUUGUUGAAGAUUUCUCGGCAGAGAUCAUGACGGAGCAUGCUAAGUUUAAAAGUGUCAUGCUAGAGCUUGACAACAAGGAUUUUAAACCUUGGUAUCCAGUGAAGCUCAGAAUUACACUGCAGGAUGGAUUGCCGAAAUGGUUCCGUUCAAGUCUCCAGGCCCAGAAAUUUUUAGAAAAUCAACAAAAAUAUUGGAAAAGAAAGAAAAAUGGUAGAAAUUAUGAAGAUGAUCAUGUUAAUGCAGAACCUGGUAGGAUAGAAGUUGGGAAUCCGAAGCUUGUUCUGGAGGGGAUUUGACGGAAAUGCUGGAAACACUCAGCAUGACAAGCAGAACCUAUGGAAAGAGAAGAAGCUGAAACAUUAACUGCUUUUAAUUUAGAUUUCCAAUGUUACAUAACCGGCAACAAUGAAUAUCAAUCCAGACAGGUUAUAUAAAAACAACCAAACAUUUAUUAAACACGGAUAAACGAUAAAAACAAAAACACACUAAAACUUUAACCGGAAGUUAACCGAUAUGCAGCCGUUCAACAAAUCGUCACUCGGCACUGGUUCUUAAAGUGUUAAAUGCGAAAACAAUUCUUAAAGCGAUAAAGUCAGAUAUAGUUCUUAAAAUGGUAAAUUUGAAAGUCCAACAGAUUUAUACGUUCAAUUGGAAGAGACUUCUCUGGAGAAGGAUUUCUUCAUAGGCGCGACUUUCCUGCUGGUUCUGUCCACAGGAUUCGCGAUGCAGUAAAUAAACAGUUUGAAACAACUGACCUUAAAGUCUGUUAGAGAAAGCAAACCUUUGCAUGAACUCUUUUCUCUUUUGGCAAGAGUUAUCUUGAUGCAGGUCGCUACUCCUCCAACGAAGACUCAGUAAGGUCAAUCCUUUGUUAAACUGCCGAACAAUGCCGAAUCCUCUCAAUCCUUCGGUCCUGUACUUCGAUAAAGUUUUCACUCUCCCUUCUACUGCUGAAAUAGGGUAAAUCAGCACAUCUAGCCAAGAAUUUCCAGUCCAAUUAUAUUGUAUCUUGCAACAGAACGCAACACUCCGUUUUGAAAAUGAAACUGUGCCACAAAAACAAACGCAACAGAAACGGAGACACAGCAUGUUCUACCUGGAAAUCUGCAAACUAAAAACUAACUGCGUCAUCUGGGGUCUUCCCUUAUAUACCCAUGGUGCACAUGUCAUCAUGUGACCUCACAUCGGUGGGAAAAUCACAUCAGGUGACCUCCAAAAGACCAUUACAUCAUUCUCACAGAAAAAAACAGACCUCCUUGAGGCAUGUAACACCAAUAUCUGAUUUUGUUCUGCUUUUAUUACUUUCUCUAAUAAAUCUGUGAUUUUACUUUCAAAAGUAUCUGGAAUAUAUAUGUGUAAAUUACAAAGGAUUAAAUCUGAUAGGAAUAAAGAUACCAAUGCUGGAAAUAAUGCUAUUUUAUGAACUUUGUUUUUUUUGCUUCUCACGUUUCUCCUGAAUUGUACACAUUCAUCAGUCAAAUAAGUCAACAGUGAUUAACAUCCCAUAAUAUACAAAGUAUCUAAUAAUUAUGUCAAUAACAAAUUUUUUAGUGUACUUGCAUAUAAGACCAUAAGACAAAGGAGCGGAAGUUGGCCCAUCGAGUCUGCCCCGCCAUUUAGUCCCACUCCCCCGCCUUCUCACCAUAACCUUUGAUACCCUGGCUACUCAGAUACCUAUCAAUCUCUGCCCUAAAUACACCCAAUGACUUGACCUCCACUGCCGCCCGUGGCAACAAAUUCCACAGAUUCACCAUCCUCUGGCUAAAAAAAUUUCUUUGCAUCUCUGUUCUGAAUGGGCGCCCUUCAAUCCUUAAGUCAUGUCCUCUUGUGCUAGACUCCCCCACCAUGGGAAACAACUUUGCCACAGCCACUCUGUCCAUGCCUUUCAACAUUCGAAAUGUUUCUAUGAGGUCCCCCCUCAUUCUUCUAAACUCCAAGGAGUACAGUCUAAGAGCGGUCAAACAUUCCUCAUAUGUUAACCCUCUCUUUCCCGGAAUCAUUCUAGUGAAUCUCCUCUGAACCCUCUCCAACAUCAGCACAUCCUUUCUUAAAUAAGGAGCCUAAAACUGCACACAGUACUCCAAGUGAGGUCUCACCAGCGCCUUAUAGAGCCUCAACAUCACAUCCCUGCUCCUAUACUCUAUUCCUCUAGAAAUGAAUGCCAACAUUGCACUCACCUUCUUCACCACCGACUCAGCAUGGAGGUUAACUUUAAGGGUAUCCUGCAUGAGGACUCCCAAGUCCCGUUGCAUCUCAGAACUUUGAAUUCUCUCCCCAUUUAAAUAAUAGUCGGCCCGUUUAUUUUUUCUACCAAAGUGUAUAACCAUACACUUUCCAACAUUGUAUUUCAUUUGCUACUUCUCUGCCCAUUCUACCAAUCUAUUCAAGUCUCUCUGCAGACUCUAUUUCCUCAGCACUACUGGCCCCUCCACCUAUGUUUGUAUCAUCAGCAAACUUAGCCACAACCCAUCUAUUCCAUAAUCCAAAUCAUUGAUGUACAACGUAAAAAGAAGCGUCCCCAACACGGACCCCUGUGGAAUACCACUGGUAACCCGGCAGCCAAACAGAAUCGGAUCCCUUUAUUCCCACCCUCUGUUUCCUGCCAAUCAGCCAACGCUCUAUCCAUGUAUGUAACUUUCCCGUCAUUCCAUGGGCUCUUAUCUUGUUUAGCAGUCUCAUGUGCAGCACCUUGUCAAAAGCCUUCUGAAAAUCCAAAUACACAAUAUCCACUGCAUCUCCCUCGUCUAGCCUACUUGUAAUUUCCUCAAAAAAUUGCAAUAGGUUUGUCAGGCAGGAUUUUCCUUUAAGGAAACCAUGCUGAGUUCUGCCUAUCUUGUCACAUGCCUCCAGGUACUCUGUAACCUCAUCCUUGACAAUCGACUCCAACAACUUCCCAACCACCAAUGUCAAGCUAACAGGUUUAUAAUUUCCUUUUGCUUCGUUGCCCCCUUCUUAAAUAGCGGAGUGACAUUUGCAAUCUUCCAGUCCUCCGGAACCAUGCUAGAAUCUAUCCACUUUUGAAAGAUCAAUGCUAAUGCCUCUGCAAUCUCCACAGCUACUUCCUUCAGAACACGACUCUUGACUAUUCAGCUUCCUGAGUACUUUCUCUGUCGCAAUUGUGACUGCGCACACUUCUCUUCCCUGACACCCUUGAGUGUCCGGUAUACCGAUGUCUUCCUCAGUGAAGACUGAUGCAAAAUACUCGUUCAGUUCCUCCACCAUCUCCUUAUCUCCCAUUACAAUUUCUCCAGCAUCAUUUUCUAUCGGUCCUAUAUCUACUCUCACCUGUCUUUUUCUCUUUAUAUACUUGAAAAAGCUUUUAGUAUCCUCUUUGAUAUUAUUUGCUACCUUUCUUUCAUAGUUCAUCUUUUCCCUCUUAAUGACCUUCUUAGUUUCCUUUUGUAAGCUUUUAAAAACUUCCCAGUCCUCUGUCUUCCCACUAAUUUUUGUUUCCUUGUAUGUCCUCUCCUUUGCUUUAACUUUGGCUUUGACUUCUCAUCAGCCACGGUUGCAUCCUUUUUCCAUUCGAAAAUUUCUUCUUUUUUGGAAUAUAUCUGCCUUGCACCUUCCUCACUUCUCGCAUAAACUCCAGCCACUGCUGCUCUGCCAUCCUUCCCCCAGUGUCCCUUUCCAGCCAACUUUGGCCAGUUCCUCUCUCAUGCCACUGUAAUUUCCUUCACUCCACUGAAAUACCGACACAUCGGAUUUUGGCUUCUCUUUCUCAAAUUUCACAGUGAACUCAGGAGGGAAGAGAAGAUGGCGGUGCGACACAGCACGCGCGGCCGUUUCGAAUGAUAUCGAUAUGUGUUAACUAGGGAGCCGUGCACAAUCCUCAUUUGAUGGAGACAGCCGUGAGAAGCACGGAGGAACACCUGGAGAAACUUCGGAAAUGCCCACUUCGCUGUCGCUGCUACCGUGCGAUCGAGAAUCUCCGGAGGGGAAGGCCCCAAAUCCUCGGCUUUGCCUAUUGCCGGGGCCGGGAUCAAAGCGCUCAGCAGAGAUGGUGCUCAGUGUUAGAGAGCUGGUCGGAGGCUUGGAGUUUUUGGACGGACUCGGAGUCGGACUGUGGUCGGAUGCUUCCAGGAUGCUGCAUUGGCAAGUUUGCGGCGCUGGAGGUUCACCGUCUGCGUGAGAUGAUGGGACUUUCGAGAGACUUUGAGACGUUUACGUGCCCAUAGUCUGUUCUUAUCAAAUUACUGUAUUGCUUUGCACUGUUGUAACUAUAUGUUAUAAUUAUGUGGUUUUUGUCAGUUUUUCAGUUGGUUUGUCAUGUGUUUCUGUGAUAUCAUUCUGGAAAAACAUUGUAUCAUUUCUUAAUGCAUGCAUUACUAAAUGACAAUAAAAGAGGACUGCGUGUCCUCAUAAUCUAAUCUACUCAUGUUAUGAUCACUGCCUCCUAAGGGAUCCUGCACCUCAAUCUCUCUAAUCACCUCUGGUUCAUUACAUAAUACCCAAUCCAGUACAGCCUAUCCCCUAGAGGGCUCAGCAACAAGCUGUUCUAAAAAGUCAUCUUGUAGACAUUCUACAAAUAUAGGUCUCUAUAUUCUUGCAGAGCAGGGAACAUGCCUUUUCAUUAUAAAGUUGAUACUGGCACUUGACCCUAUUUGGUUAUGGAAGGAGCAUUUUCACCAAAAUAACUGUAUAACUUAAAAGCAUAAAUUACUAGUGUGGUUUACAUAAAAUUUAUUUUCAGAAAGGCAAGGAGUGAUGAAAUCAAACUCAAAAGAUUGAUUAAAUAUUGAAUCAUGUAGAGCAAGACUAUUUUCACUCAUAGAGGAAUUCACAUUUCUAGAGAAAAUAAUUAGCCUACUUAA
This is a messenger RNA of Mobula hypostoma (lesser devil ray), 9742 nucleotides long. RefSeq lists its product as uncharacterized. The coding region runs from base 4277 to 5224 and encodes 315 amino acids. Gene Ontology annotation, biological process: retrotransposition. Gene Ontology annotation, cellular component: ribonucleoprotein complex. The transcript has 3 exons. NCBI's taxonomy places the organism in Eukaryota, Metazoa, Chordata, Chondrichthyes, Myliobatiformes, Myliobatidae. Gene Ontology annotation, molecular function: single-stranded RNA binding. The record is from RefSeq and is a predicted model, not a curated record.